CUAACAUAACUCACUAAUUAUGUUAAAUACUAUUAUAAUAACGUUUAAUAGCAUUAAAAAUGAUAAUUUAUGUUUGACAUUCACACCAUCAAUGUCACUUUUAUAGGUUAGAAAAUAAACAAGCAACAAGUUACCAUAAUCACCAACCUUACAACAGAAUAAAAAUAAAAACGGGACUAGACAUGCUGUGCUAAAAAUUAAUGGAAUAUUAAAGAACGGUUGGUAGCAAUUUUAAAUUGGCCAAUGAAUUAAUUUUUUGAGUUUGUGCUUGGAAAGGAUAUUUUGGCCAAAGCCAGGUAAGAAUCUCUCUUAUUCUAUGGUAAGAAUCGAUCAAACUUUGAUUAAAAACUUGUAAAAAAUGCUGCGAAAAAUUCCGAAACAUGUAACUAUUGUUUUAAACGAAACUGAAACCAUUUUCUUAUUAGAGCUUCCAAGUUCUGUUGUUCCUAGAGAAACUGAUGAAGGCGAAACUGCCGAAAUGGACAAUCGGCUUUACGAAUAUUUAACAAAAGGUAAAGGCCGUAAUCGUAAACUUGCAACAAUUGGGGUACAGACGAGACCUAUUUUAAUGAAAACGCGAAGUACUGAACCUGUGCAAUACAAAUUUAAGGAUAAUUCAACAUUUGCAUCAAAUUGGGAGAUGUAUGAUACUUACAAUGAGAGUUGUGUUGAUUUGACUGAAAAAAAUGUUGAUUUCGAGGAAACAAAUGAUCACAAAUUAAUUGAAGACGUGUCCUUGGACGAAUUAAGAAAGAGUAAAGAGACCAAAGAGCUGGAGAAGUUGUCGGUGAAUAAAAACUACUUUGACGCCGUUCUCGUAAUUGAACGUCUUUUGGCCAAUAAUUGUUACAAUAACGAGCAGAAGAAAUUCAAAGGAUUGGUGGACGAAGGCCAGGAGAUUCGAUUUGAUUACAAACUGGAUUUACUUUGGACUUUUGCAAACGAGGAUACGAAAAAUAAGUGCGUCACGGGAAUAUCAUUCAAUUCUUUCACUGAAGAUAUCGUAGCCGUGGGCUAUGGAAAAUAUUACUUUAUUGACCGCAGAAAAACAGGGGUUGUGAUGGUGUGGAAUAUAAAAAAUCCCAAACAGCCCGAACGCGAGUACUACUUCAAACAUCCAGUUACAUCUCUGUCUUUUUCAAACAAAGACCCGAACUACCUUGCUGUUGGUUUUUACAACGGAGAUCUUCUUAUAAUAGAUAUAAGUAAAAGAGACUUUGAAAUGGUAGGGGAGGACUCUUCUACAUCAUUUAAACCGGCAUGGAACCUGCUAUGGCUUGAGCAAAACGAGAAAGAAUUUCUACUUGUUUGUUUCGGAGAUGGGCGAAUUUGCAAGUAUUUUGUAACUCAAGCAAAACUCGAAUGUGUACAAAUUAUGAGAACGGAUAAAGUCGAGGGGAAAUUGAAAGGGUUAUCAGCGUUGAGGUUGUUUGAAGGGAACCAGAUUUCAUCGUCUAGGUAUGCAGGCGCCCUAUGUCUAAGUAUGUAUAAGCCGGACCCUUCAUUUUACCUCGUGGGCACGGACGAAGGAGUCAUACAUAAAUGUGCAGCAAGUUAUUGUACCCAACAUAUGGACAUGUUCAAAGCACAUGAAGGGUCAAUUCACACCAUUAAAUUUUCACCAUUUGUUGAAAAAGUAUUUGCGACUUGUGGUGACGAUUUCCAGGAGUGUUUAUGGAUUGAGGGGAUUAGUGAACCAUUGAUUGUUUCGCGAUAUUGCAUGGAACCGGUUCUUGAUAUCGACUGGAGUCCUUCCCAUUCGACCAUUAUGGCAAGCCUUCGAGGCAUGAACAUUUUCCUGUGGGACUUGCAACGGAAAAUCUAUUUACCCCAAUCCCAAACAAAGUCACCCACAAAUGCAGUAAACACAGUUUGCAAGUUUAGUGCUUGCGGCAAGUGUUUGGUGGUCGGAGACAUUGAUGGCAAUGUUCACACAUUUGCUGUGAGUGGACUUCCAUUUCCGGCGUUUUUCCAAGAAAAUCUCUUCUUCAACUCGAUUAAAAACAUCCUUCAAACUAACACCGAUCUAAGCCGCAAACUUGAAAAGUUGGCAAAUUGA
Tribolium madens (black flour beetle) is the source of this 2059-nucleotide messenger RNA. RefSeq names its product dynein axonemal intermediate chain 4-like. Gene Ontology annotation, molecular function: dynein light chain binding; dynein heavy chain binding. The record is from RefSeq and is a predicted model, not a curated record. Gene Ontology annotation, biological process: cilium movement. The transcript has 2 exons. Bases 359 to 2059 code for a protein of 566 amino acids. Gene Ontology annotation, cellular component: axonemal dynein complex. Lineage: Eukaryota; Metazoa; Arthropoda; Insecta; Coleoptera; Tenebrionidae.